GCCAAGGUUGGCCCCCCACUGCACUCUAUGGCUUAAUGCCGUGGUACACAUACAGUGUAAGUAAAUACCUUGUACAUAGGAUCGAUCUGGGCCAGAUCUUGGAUCUGAAGUUCAUCCCAUGCACAUUAUCUACAAAUAUCCACUAUUUAAGCGUACCAAAGCAGGGAUCUAGAUGCCAUUAUGUAACUCGUAGGAGCAAAAGGAAGGUGAAUUUCCAUUUAGCUCGCGUGGCCGAUAAGCUACCCUGAACCACCUUCUGUUAAUACAUACCCCACGCCGACUUUUACGAACAUACAUACAAUUACAUACCUCGUACAUGUAAAUCCACAACAUCGUUGUCGCAUCGUCGACAAGAGACCACCAUCGCGAACUUCCCAAUUGCGCAUCCCGAACCAACAUUCGAACUGCCCCGCGCGCGCGAUGAACCACCCACCAUGCCGUCGUCGAACAGGGACAUCGAGAUGAGCAUCUUCCCGAUCAAAGAGGACUCGCUAGCCCCCGGGAGCAGCUACACGAUGCGCGAGCCGCUAUACGAGGACGUGGCGUCGUCGUCGCGCACACGGUUCUUCGAUCGCAUUGUCGAUGGGUUUCGUCGAGACCCGAAUCAGCGCGUUACGCCGGAAGAUCCGCUCGACGCGAUACAUGCGGCGGAGGUGGCGCAGUUGCGGGCGCCGAUGCUUGGAGGAGGAGAAGGGGGAAGAGGGUCGUCGUCGGGGUCGUCGGGGGGUCAUCGGUAUGAUGUGAGGGCGGCGAAUUUGCAGACGGCGCAGUCGCAUCUUGCGCGGAAGUUGAAGGGGAGACAUUUGCAGAUGAUUGCGAUUGGGGGGUCUAUUGGGACUGGGUUAUUCGUUGCUUCGGGCCGCGCGCUUGAGGUUGGGGGCCCGGCGUCGCUGUUGCUUGCGUAUCUGUUUAUCGGAUGCAUGUUAUACUGCACCGUGCAGGCGCUUGGCGAGCUGGCCGUCUCGUUCCCGGUUGCUGGGUCCUUCUCUGCGUAUUCGACGCGCUUUUUAGACCCGUCGUGGGGGUUUGCUAUGGGUUGGAAUUACGCCCUGCAAUGGCUAGUCGCGCUACCCCUCGAGAUCAUCGCCGCGUCGAUAACUAUAACGUAUUGGAAUCCGGAUCUAAAUAAAGCUAUUUUCGUGACGAUAUUCCUGAUCGCAGUUGUUGCGAUUAACCUGUUUGGUGUCAAGGGCUAUGGUGAAGCUGAAUUUGUCUUCGCCAUUAUUAAGGUUAUUGCUGUCAUUGGCUUCAUCUUACUAGGAAUCGUCUUGAAUAUCGGAGGUGUUCCAGGAGGCGGGUAUAUAGGGGUUUUAUAUUGGCGGGAUCCAGGAGCAUUCCAUAAUGGCUUCAAAGGCCUCUGCAGCGUCUUCGUCACAGCGGCAUUUGCCUUCGCCGGGACUGAAUUGGUCGGGUUAGCCGCAGCCGAAACGGCAAAUCCGCGCAAGUCCUUGCCUACUGCUAUUAAGCAGGUGUUCUGGCGGAUUACUAUAUUUUAUAUCGUGGCUCUAUUUCUCAUCGGGCUACUCGUGCCCUACAAUGACCCACGUCUUCUCAUCCCCGGAUCGGCGGUCGCGGCCGCGUCGCCUUUCGUCAUCGCCAUCGAGAAUGCAGGCAUUGAGGUCCUACCUUCGGUAAUGAACGUCGUUAUCCUAAUCGCCGUCCUUUCCGUCGGAAACUCUUCCGUGUUUGGCUCUUCGCGAACCCUUGCCGCGCUAGCAGACCAGAGACAAGCGCCGAGAAUCUUGUCAUAUGUCGACCGUCGCGGACGGCCUUUGGUUUCCAUCAUAAUAUCAUCGUCAAUGGGUCUCCUAGCCUACCUCGCCGACCUCAACGAACAAAGCGUUGUGCUCGACUGGCUCGUCGCCAUAUCGGGCCUCUCCUCCAUCUUCACCUGGGCUUCUAUCUGCCUAGCACACAUCCGGUUCCGCCGCGCCUGGGCCCUGAAAGGCCACAGCCUGCGCGAGCUAGCCUUCAAGUCGCAAUGCGGCGUAUUCGGGUCCUACCUAGGUCUUUUUUUCAACAUCCUAGUCCUCAUCGCCCAGUUCUGGGUCGGCGCUCGUCCCGUCGGCUGGGAGGAGCUCUCGCCCACCGAGCUCGCGCAGAACUUCUUUCUGCAGUACAUGGCGUUCCCGGUGGUGGUUGUGUUUUACGUCGCCCAUAGGUACUGGGCGCACACCUCGUUUAUUAAGGUCGCUGAUAUGGAUAUUGAUACGGGACGGAGAGAUUUUAACCUCCCGAUUCUGCUUGCGCAGGAGGCGGAGGAGAGGAAGGUGUGGCCGAAGUGGAAGAGGAUAUAUAAGUUUUUGUGUUGAGUAGAGAGAGAGGUUUGUUAUGGUUUAUGCUGCGCUGCCUUUUUUUCUUUUUCCUUACUGGGUUAUUGGUCUAUUGGCUUAUGGACCGCUACGAGGUUGGAAUGUGGCGUUUUACUAACGGCGAUCUAAGGAAGAGAUUCGGGCCGUUAAAAGGGGGUUUUAGGCCUCUUGUAUUAUUGUAUUGGGACGGGUGAUGCUAUGGAACCGGGGCGUCUUGUUAUGAUUUAUUUAUGUGUUGCGGUUUUUGAUAUCAAGGCUCUGUUGUUGGUAUUCCCUUGGCUAGCGGAAGGUUUCGACGGAAUAUUAGAGACUACGCCUAGAUCUAUUGUAUAGCUAUUGUAUAGAUAGCAUUAGUUAUAUAGAUGUACGAGAAAAGCACUUAGAAGCAGAG
Messenger RNA from Daldinia loculata, 2703 nucleotides. Its product is annotated as amino acid permease. NCBI's taxonomy places the organism in Eukaryota, Fungi, Ascomycota, Sordariomycetes, Xylariales, Hypoxylaceae. The transcript is spliced from 4 exons. The record is from RefSeq and is a predicted model, not a curated record. Gene Ontology annotation, cellular component: membrane. Gene Ontology annotation, biological process: amino acid transmembrane transport. Gene Ontology annotation, molecular function: amino acid transmembrane transporter activity. Bases 435 to 2312 code for a protein of 625 amino acids.